ACAUUGAAACGCAAUUAGAACUGGCAACACUUUGUUGAUACAAGACGACAUUAAGCGAAAUUAGCUCAGUUCUCAACCCGCUUUUUUUAUCUCAGCCUUGAGACGAAAAGGAUAUUUGGAUUGAAAUUUAAUCACAUCACGUAGACAGUGCGUCAGCUGGGCUCUUCGGCAAAACAGCAUAGCUUGCGCGGAUCACAAAGGCACAGAUUGAAAUCGUCAAAAAGUUUAAUUGUAAACAAGGUUAGUAUCCUGUUUGCCUUACUGAUAAAGCAAUUAAACUGAUAAAAACUCAGAGCGAAUAUAAACUUGAACGGGCUUACGUUAAACGAACUGUAAAGAAAAUUAUGUUCAUUAGAAAUUUCGAACGCAGUUCUUGCGUAAAGCGCGUAGCCAUGGAACACAGCAGGACAUCUUUCGCUUUGAUGUUUUUCCUAGUUGGUUGGCUCGCACAGGGAAAUGCUUCGCUUAACAACCGCAACCACCUAACAUAUGUCAACAGUCCCUACGAAAUACAACGUGAAAAUAAUCUCACCGUGGUGAGAGCCGAACCACCCCCACACGAGCUCGCAGCCAAAAUGGCUCGCUAUAUAGUGCACAAGAGCGACUGGACUGCACUUGCCACGACCUCGACCCAUGAGCCGAUUAAAGGUUUCCCUUUUGCCAAUAUUUUUUCUGUCAGCGAUGGACCUAUUCACAAAUCGAAAGGGAUCCCAUAUUUUUACCUGACGGACAUGGAAAUAUCCGUUCAGGAUUUGAAAGAGGAUGCCAGGACGACGAUCACAAUGAGUCUAGCUCAAACGAAUUUUUGCAAAAAACAUCAGUAUGAUCCGGAAGAUCCACUCUGUGCUCACGUUAUUCUGACCGGGACCCUCGUUCCUGUCACCGAUCCCAGCGAAAAGAACUUCGCGCGACAAGCACUCUUCUCCAGACACCCAGAAAUGAAAGAUUGGCCAAAAGAUCACGGUUGGUGGUUUGGUAAACUGGUCAUCAGCAAAAUAUGUCUUCUCGACUAUUUUGGUGGCAUAAAAGACGUCAACCUUGAUGAAUAUUUUGCAACCAAUCCUAUGUGAUACAAACCUAAAUGAAACGCGCAAAAUAGAUUAUCAGCAAAAUCCUUCAUGAUUAUUGUUACCCGGUAGAAAAUCUGAAAUUACAGUAUCGCGUAUGAAA
Molecule: messenger RNA, 1170 nt
Organism: Daphnia magna
Lineage: Eukaryota; Metazoa; Arthropoda; Branchiopoda; Diplostraca; Daphniidae
Gene: CREG
Product: protein CREG1
Exons: 6
Coding region: 345-1070 (241 amino acids)
Source: RefSeq, a predicted model, not a curated record